GAAGCUGUUUAGCGAAGGAGAAACAAUGUGUUAAAAACCGUUAGUCCUAAUCUUACAUGCCCCACAAGACCACAAGUUUUAUGGUGUAUUGCCCCGUAUAUAAUCAGUCCCUCUUUAUGCUUCUUCGCACUGACGCGGACAAAUCUGGCGCCUCUUCUUCUUAUCCAGAAUCUAGAAGGAAGAAGACGACAAUGGCUAUGGAGAUUGCUCAGCUUUUCGUCGGAUCAUCCAUGAGAUUAAGCGUUGGAAAUUCUAGGAACGGCGUUUCCCGUGGUAGACUAUCUUCUAUUUCGGCUGUUCAUCAUAGUCCCAGAAGGAUGUUUAUACAGCUCGCAGGUUUGGGUUCGGUCUUGACUCUAGUGAAUCUUCCUGGUUUAGCUGCGCCGGUCCCUGAGAUGAAGGAACCUGAAGUUAUCAGGACGUUGAAGCUCCCAAGUGGCGUCAGGAUUCAAGAGAUAAUUGAAGGGGAAGGACGAGAAGCUCAUGAAGGGGACCUGGUGGAACUUAACUAUGUAUGUCGACGUGCUAAUGGAUAUUUCGUUCAUAGCACGGUGGACCAGUUCAGUGGCGAAAGCGCUCCUGUCAAACUUUUUCUUGACGGCAAUGACGUUAUCGAGGGCUUGAAGGAAGUAUUGGUGGGCAUGAAAGCUGGAGGUAAAAGCAUGAAACAAGAUUCUAGUCUUUGGAUGAAUCUUGUGAUCCUAACAUAUAGCACACUAUUUGCAGGGAAGCGAAGAGCACUGAUACCUCCAUCAGUAGGGUACAUAAACGAGACACUGAAGCCAAUACCCGAGGAGUUUGGACCAAGACGCAGCCUUCUAUCGCACGCGAAUGAGCCUCUGGUCUUUGAAGUCCAGCUCUUGAAAGUAUUAUGAUCUUCUUGGGACCAAUGUUAAUCAAGUAUUUGUUGUUAUUUUCUUUUGUAAAUUAAAUCUGUAAUACAAAUUACAUUAAACUACUAAGUUUGCCCUUUUUUUUUCUCCUAA
Messenger RNA from Brassica rapa (field mustard), 986 nucleotides. Its product is annotated as peptidyl-prolyl cis-trans isomerase FKBP16-1, chloroplastic. The record is from RefSeq and is a predicted model, not a curated record. Lineage: Eukaryota; Viridiplantae; Streptophyta; Magnoliopsida; Brassicales; Brassicaceae. Gene Ontology annotation, molecular function: peptidyl-prolyl cis-trans isomerase activity.